This is a messenger RNA of Macrosiphum euphorbiae (potato aphid), 957 nucleotides long. The record is from the annotation of a GenBank genome assembly. Lineage: Eukaryota; Metazoa; Arthropoda; Insecta; Hemiptera; Aphididae.
AUGUCAGAUAUGGAUAUUGUAGAAGUUGACGACGAGAAUCAAUUCCACGGCAAUAAAAAUGAAAAUCUUAAAUUAAGUUCUCAAUCAGAAGCUAGGAACGGAGGAAAAUCGGAGAGUAUUCGUCGAAUGGUGGACAUAACCCGCGACAAACCAAUUAAAGUUUCCAUCAGGGUAGCUGUACCUGUAAGAGACCAUCCAAAGUUUAAUUUUGUGGGAAAACUAUUGGGACCAAAAGGCAACUCAUUGAAGAGAUUACAGGAAGACACCAUAACGAAAAUGGCAAUACUUGGACGUGGAUCUAUGCGUGAUCGGAACAAGGAAGAAAAGUUGAGGAAUUCGGGAGAUCCGAAAUUUUCUCAUCUCAAAGAUGACCUUCAUGUUGAAAUAACAGCCUUUGCUCCUCCAGCAGAAGCACAUGCCCGUAUUGCAUAUGCGUUAACAGAAGUCCGAAGAUUUUUAGUACCGGAUUACAACGAUGAAAUACGACAAGAGCAAAUGUGGGAAAUGCAAAUAUUGCAGAAGGGAUCGGGGGACGCGACCGAUUCGGAAACCGGCGAGAGCGGAUCUUCAUCUCAUUCCGUGGACGAUAAUCGCCAAAAUUACAGCGCCGUUCAUUCAGCCGGAGAGUGUUCGCCGGUGCAUACCAAACACAGCAACGUCAACACCAAUCAAACAAUAAUUAACGGAUCAGAAAAACACGUGACUCCGAUCAAUUCAAACGGGUUAACGGAAACUCCAGGAAGGAAACGUCCUCUGCUGUCUGGAGAAUGUGCCAAAGUAUCAAUGACUCCAUCAAAGAGAACAGUAAUGGCAAUUCUGGCUAGAGCUAGAACUGCGCAAGUACACGUCAAAGACAUGGUCACAUUUUCGCCACAUUUUAAUGGACUCGUUCAGACAGAUGUAUCCACAUACAGAGAAAAGCCUUUUAUCCCCACAACCAAUCUACUUUUGAACUAA